Messenger RNA from Phycomyces blakesleeanus NRRL 1555(-), 673 nucleotides. RefSeq lists its product as hypothetical. The transcript has 4 exons. Gene Ontology annotation, cellular component: COPII-coated ER to Golgi transport vesicle; Golgi membrane; endoplasmic reticulum. Bases 206 to 553 code for a protein of 115 amino acids. Gene Ontology annotation, biological process: endoplasmic reticulum to Golgi vesicle-mediated transport; retrograde transport, endosome to Golgi. The record is from RefSeq and is a predicted model, not a curated record. NCBI's taxonomy places the organism in Eukaryota, Fungi, Mucoromycota, Mucoromycetes, Mucorales, Phycomycetaceae.
AUUUUAUUGGUCAUGUGGUUAAGCGAUAGUCAAAGUAAUAGGAAAUAAAAUAAAAUAAAAUAAAAAGCAAAAAAGCAAAAAUAAAAGCAAAAGCAAAAAUAAGAAACGAAAUAAAGAAUGCAAAACAAUACACAGAGUCAAUAGGACUUAUCAACACAAGUUAAUAGAGAUUGGUGUCGGCCUUACAGCGUUUGGCUUGUUCUUUAUGCUCUUGGGCGUGAUGAUGUUCUUUGAUGGUGGUCUGUUGGCAAUUGGCAAUGUCCUGUUUCUGAGCGGAAUUGGAGCUAUCAUUGGUCCCAAGAACACAGUUGUGUUUUUCACUCGACGUGAAAAAUUGCGCGGAUCAGCCUGUUUAUUGGGUGGUAUUUUCUUGGUCCUGAUAAAGUUUCCAUUCUUUGGCUUCUUGCUUGAGGUGUUUGGUAUUCUCAACCUGUUUGGUGACUUUUUCCCGGUUGUGUUUGGGUUCUUGAAGAGAUUGCCUAUUAUUGGACCGAUAUUAUCACAACCCUUCCUGUCGCGUUUCAUGCCGAGAGAAAGUCGGACAAGAGUAUAAAUUUCAUUUUUGAAACGCUACAUGAUUAAAAAAAAGAAAAAAAAGGAAUAAUAUUGAAACACUAUUCUUUAUUACUAUUACUGUUGCUGAUGUUGCUGUUGCUGUUGCUGUUGCUAUUAC